AUGGGCAUCCCGCACCUCUACACACAUCUCCGCCCCUACGCCCACCCCGAGACCUUCCCGCCGAGUCCCCCCGCGCCGCCCACGCCCCUCUUCAUCGACGGCCCGGGCCUCGCGCACCACGUCUACCAGCUGGCGCUCUGCAGCACCCCGCAGGCGUCGGGCAACCCGUGGGAUGCAGCGCUGAGCUACAGCACCUUCCAGACCGCGCUCAUCCGCUACCUCGACGAGCUCUCCGCCGCGCAGCUGCACAUCCGCAAGAUCUACUUCGACGGGCACCUCCCCGCCUCCAAGCGCCCCACGCGGCACUCCCGCCUCGACGACGCCCUCCGCCGCCUCAAGUCCUACCACUCGCUGCACGCACACUCCCUCCCCACCCGCGCCACCCCUCCACCGCCCUCCGCACCCGCGUUCACACAGCACGCAGUCUGCACCCCGCGCACAACCCCGCUCUCCGCGCCCCCGUUCAUCCUCUCCGCCACCAUCGACGCCCUCACCUCCCACGCCACCUACACCUCCACCGUGUCCACCGUCCCCGCCGAGGCCGAAUCCUACUGCGCGCGCGACGCCAUCAACACCGGCGGCAUCGUGCUGACAGGCGACUCCGACCUCCUCCUCUUCGCCGCUGCACCACAGCAGCAGCAGCAGAACAACGGCUGGGGCGUAAUCAUGUUCCGCGACGUGACACUGACGUUCCCAGGCGCCGUGUGCGUCGUGUUCCGGCCGUGCGCGAUCGCGGGCACGCUCGGCGUUGACCUGGCGUUUCUGGGGUAUCUGUUGCAGGCGGACCCGCACGCGACGUUUCCCGUGCUGCAGCAGCGCGUCAGGAGGAUCGAGGAGCGGAAGCGCAGUGGGGUGGCGGUGGGCGAGUAUGGGAAGGGCUGGCGGGAGUUUAGGGCGAGUUGUUGGAUUCGAGGGGGCGGGGAGAGGAAGGGCAGGGGAAGGGGCAGGCGGGAGGAUGUGGCUGCCGUUUCUGUGGGAGGAUCCGGGGAGGGGAGUGCGUGGGACGCGGGGAGGGCGGUGAGGGCGGGUGCGUAUGGGCUUGUGUUUAAGGAGGGUGUCAUGGAGGUGUGUCGCCGCGGGCAGAGGAUCUCGGAGGCGUUUAUACGCUCUAUGGAGUCGGCGGGGGUGUUGAAGAGGUUGGUUAGGGGUGGAGAGGACCACUGGUGGGUCAGGACGAUAGUGGAGGAUGUCGUUGGCGUGUAUGAAGACCGCGGGCAGACACCGCCGGAAAGGAGUCUCUUGGAGGGACUGGCGUAUAUGCUCUCGGCAUCAUCAUCACCAACAGCAGUCGCAGAACGGUCAGGACCGCGGAGGUGGACGUGGGAGAAGGUGCAGGUGUUUGCGAUGGCGCAGGCAGCGUGGUACUCGCUGCUCGUGUUGAAGGAGGUGUUGGCUGCCACGGGGAAGGACCAGUUCGAGGCUUUCCCUAGCGUAGCAGAGUGUAUAGAUGGCAGCCGGUUCCUGGACGGAGUGACAUUAGCUGGGGAGAACGAGAAAAAGGUGGUGAGAGAGGUGAUGGCGGCGUAUUAUGCCCGCAUACGAAACGCUGAUGACGGGGAAGACAUAGACAUAGACACACCAGGGAACGGAAACGGGAAACGGUCGAGUAGUCGGGAACUGCUCGCUGGGGCCAGCAGCGAGAAGAAGAAGAAGAAACGGGGGAAAGGCAAGAAGCUGGGCGAGAGUUCGAAUACUGUAGAUACUGGGAAUAUCUUUGAGGUUUUGGCGGACUAA
Morchella importuna is the source of this 1734-nucleotide messenger RNA. RefSeq lists its product as uncharacterized. Bases 1 to 1734 code for a protein of 577 amino acids. NCBI's taxonomy places the organism in Eukaryota, Fungi, Ascomycota, Pezizomycetes, Pezizales, Morchellaceae. The transcript is spliced from 3 exons. The record is from RefSeq and is a predicted model, not a curated record.